Molecule: messenger RNA, 4055 nt
Organism: Solea senegalensis (Senegalese sole)
Lineage: Eukaryota; Metazoa; Chordata; Actinopteri; Pleuronectiformes; Soleidae
Product: RNA-binding motif, single-stranded-interacting protein 2-like
Exons: 13
Coding region: 85-1383 (432 amino acids)
Cellular component (GO): ribonucleoprotein complex; cytosol; nucleus
Molecular function (GO): mRNA 3'-UTR binding; poly(A) binding; poly(U) RNA binding
Source: RefSeq, a predicted model, not a curated record
CCGCUGUUCCUGGCUGAGUCUCCCUGGCUGACGUCAGCUGACUGCCUCUGCUCUCCGCUCCUCCGGACACAGCGCCGCGUAAAAAUGCUGCUCUCUGUGCCGCCAAGGACAGGAUUCAACCCAUACAACGGCUACACCGGCAAAAACACCAUCAAGAAGCAGACGUAUGUGUCCCCCUCAAACCAUCAGAUGGCUCCUCCAAGCCCCAACAACAGCAACAACGGCCACACCAUCAGCAAUGGCAGCAGCAGUGGAGGAGAGCAGCUGAGCAAAACAAACCUGUACAUCCGUGGCCUCCACCCAGGGACCACAGACCAGGAUCUGGUCAAACUCUGUCAGCCGUACGGGAAAAUAGUGUCCACCAAGGCCAUCCUGGACAAGACAACCAACAAGUGCAAAGGCUAUGGCUUUGUUGAUUUUGACAGCCCGGCUUCAGCUCAGAAGGCAGUGACUGCACUGAAGGCAGGUGGCGUACAGGCUCAGAUGGCGAAGCAACAGGAGCAGGACCCCACCAACCUGUACAUCUCCAACCUGCCAAUGUCCAUGGAUGAGCAGGAGCUGGAGAACAUGCUGAAGCCCUUCAGCCAGGCCAUUUCCACACGCAUCCUCCGUGACGCCAACGGCACCAGCAGAGGAGUUGGCUUUGCCAGGAUGGAGUCAACAGAGAAAUGUGAGGCCAUCAUACAACAUUUCAAUGGGAAAUACAUCAAGACUCCACCGGGAGUUCCAGUGCCAUCAGAACCCUUGUUGUGUAAAUUUGCUGAUGGAGGCCAGAAGAAGCGCCAGAGCCAAGGAAAAUAUCUGCAGAAUGGCCGAAUCUGGACCAGAGAUGGAGAGACUGGUGGAAUGACCCUCACCUAUGAUCCCACCACAGCCUUACAGAAUGGGUUAGUGCCUCCCAACAUUGUAUCUGCAGUGAAUUGGUGUGAGUUUGUGGUUACUAAUAACUUUAUUGUGUCUCACUGCAGGUUUUAUUCCUCCCCGUACAGCAUUGCCCCCAAUCGGAUGAUCGGACCAACCUCCCUCUCCCCAUACAUGCAUUCACCUGUGUCCACUUACCAGGUACACAAUCCGUCCUGGAUGCAUCACCAGUCGUACAUCAUGCCGCCCACAGGAGCAGUCCUGACACCAGGAAUGGACCACACCAUGUCCAUGCAGCCGACUUCGAUGAUGGGGCCCCUGACACAGCAGCUCAGCCACCUCUCCAUGGGCAGCAGUGGCGCGUAUAUGCCUGCUAACACAUCUAUGCAGGGGACCUACAUCCCCCAGUACACCCAAGUGCCUGCCACCAACAUGUCAGUUGAGGAAAGUACUGUCCAACAAUCUGUUGCUAUAGAGACACCGACAGAACACACAAGCUACUCCUACCAGCAUAACAAGUGAAGAUGUGGCCGAGAUCUUCCUCUGUCGCUGCAGUGUCUCUCAUUUUGUCACAGCGACUCUGCAUGUAAGGCGCCAGGCACUCGGGAGGAAUAUGGACUGUUGGACACAGACAAGGACAAAAAAAAAAAUUAAGAAGACAUUUUCUACAAACUCAUCUUUUAAAACAAACUCUUUACUCCAAACAAGCAAAGCUGGAGGAUGGCAGGCAAGGGGGAAACAGGAGGAACAGAAGAGGAAAGACCUGUUUUGAAAACAGUCAAGAAAGAAAUGUUACUCACUCAUGUAGAAAAGUUUUUUUUUUUUUUAAAUGUUACUCUCAUGCUUUCCCAGUACAACUCCGGGGAACUAGAGUGAAACGAGGAAAAGAACAUUUCAUCACCAUGUUUUUAUUUUGAGUCAUGUUUUUUGUUUUUGUUUUUUUAAAUCAUGUUUUGUUGACCUUUUAUAAGAUGUUCUGAUUUGACUUCUCUUUUUCCAGUCUGAUACUUUCAGGCUUUAAACCUGCCUUUUUGUACAUAACAGUUGAUUUUGUGCGUGUGUGUGUGUGUGUGUGUGUGUUAGCUUAACAUGUUCUACUAUCUGAAUUCAGAAGGCUGGAAAAAAACGAACAAAAAAACAACCAACACAACAAAAGAAAAGAGCCAAUGACAUGUUUUAAACACAUAUGGUGCUGAUGUUUUUCAGGUAUGAAACCUCACCUGAAGGGGUCUCACAUGUUUUUUUUGGCUCUUUGACUCUCAAAUAAUUUAUAGUCUCAACAAUCUUGGAAAAAAUGAAAGCUUCAGACAAUCAGAAGAACUACGUAGGAAGAGAAAAUUCAGAGAAGAUGUUGACUCGGUUAAAUAGAGCUAAAUAGAUUUAAGGCAUUCCUGUUGCUUCACUUGCAGUUGCUUCACUUGAUGAACUCCAAAGUUGCCUGACAGGGAUCACAUCUCACACAGAGCUGCGUGUAAAUAAGAGAUUUAAAUUUAUUUAGGCUUUCAUUUGAUUUUCUUUCAUCGGUGUAGUAAUCCUUCAGUUAUUUUAACAACAAUACACAAUAUUGGCUCAAAAAAGCAAUCUACGUGUCAGCUGAAUCCUUACUGCAUGUUUUGUCUAAAGGAAGUAUACGUUGUUAUCAAAGUGUGAAGUUUUUGUUACACAGACGUGAAAAUCAAGUGGUAAAGCUCGGCUCUGACCUGUUACAGCUACGUGAAUCACUACAAAGUUGGAUUAUUAUGGAGUGGAGAGACGCCAGUGGAUUACCGGCCAUUGCUGUGUGUUUGCAUCUGCUUCUGGAUUUCUGAUUUCACACCCAUUUCUUUUCUUCUUUUUGUUUUUUUUACAUUUUUUUUUAUUUUAUUUAAAUUCAGUUUUAAUACUUUAAUACUCAAAUUUUAUUUUAUUUUUGAUAAUGUGUUGUGUGCUUCCAAUAGUGAGAAAUGUUAUAAAAUAGUGAUUUGUUUCUGUUCUUGUUUUGGUUUCAGUGUUUUUGUUUUUUUUUCAUUUCAGUUUUUGUGUCACGAGUGUUGGCACUUUAUGAACAUGACUCCUGCUCGUGGAUUAAUUAUAUAUGCUAGGCUCAGAUUCACUGUUACAGAUUUGUACCCAGAGCACUCGGGAUCAAUGUAAGAGAAAUAUAUGUUCAAAACCUUGACUUACCUCAUCCUGCCAGAGCAAUGUAGAUUCAGUGUGUGUUCACAGGCAAUAACCACCCGCAGUAGGUCUUGUGGCUGUUCACAGCUGGUACUGUGUCCACAUCCUUUUAGUUCUUCUUCCGUCCAGUGUCUGGAAAACACGCCCAAGAUCUGAUGAUCUAUGCAAAUAAUUUAUUGUCCUUCGAAAUGCAAUACUACGUCUAUCCAAGGGACACCUCACAUUCUGGCUUACACAGAUUUCUAGCGUUCUUUAUACCUUUUUGGAGUUUUUCCUAUUCCCCCCGACGUGUUCAUCUUUACUGUGAGCAAAAUGUUGCGUUAAAAGGGAACAGUUUCAUACCAAAUUGUUAAUAUGACUGUAGAAAAUGUAGACAUUUAAAAAAAAAGAAAAGAAAAUAAAGAAGAAUAUGGCGUACGUUGUUUAUGUGCAUGUAGAGUGUUUUCUAUGCACACCGUCGUUUCCAUCCUCUGCUGUUUUCGCCCCCGUCUCGUCUCGUGUUCACUUGCUGAAUCCGUUCUCUCCUGUUAAACCAUGCAACAGUUCAAAUCCGGGAGAAAAUAAAACUUCACAGAAAUGCCUUAGGUCUCACUGGAAGGGAUAGUGAAGUGCUUCUCAGAUUUGGUGCACUUGACCUCUGACUGGAAGUUGUUUUUUUUCCCUCAUGCACUGCUAAAAAAAAAAAAGAAUUAGUCAGAAUCAGAUUUAUGAAGCAAAGAAAUCUUUACAACUUCUAUUCACUAUUAUGUGUUCCUUCAUCAUCCCUUUAUUUGUAUCCAACCUACUGAAGAAAACCUGAGUGGUGGCUUACAAAGUCUAAAGGACUAUUGCUGCUAAGUUCGGAUUGUCAUUUUUAAACCCUAUAAUUGAAGGUCAUUGACUAUGUCACCUGGGACCAGUUUGUAACUCAUGUUCAACUACAUCCUCUCCUCAGUAAAGAUUCAUGCCAUGAUGCAGGUCUUUUGUUUUGAAACCCCAUAGCUACUUGGUUUGAUUUUAAACUUGUCAUUUUUUUUUUUUUUUUUUAAAUAAAACUU